Messenger RNA from Orycteropus afer afer, 4209 nucleotides. NCBI's taxonomy places the organism in Eukaryota, Metazoa, Chordata, Mammalia, Tubulidentata, Orycteropodidae. The record is from RefSeq and is a predicted model, not a curated record.
CUACGAGCGGCUGUGAAGGAAACUGUUUAACCGGAUCCCAUUGUACACGGAGCGCAGAGCUGCCUUUCCAGCAUGCACGAGCUGCUCAGAGUUUAGUCACUUCAAGAAAUAGAACAGAAUACAGUCAUGGCCCCAAGGAAGAGAGGUGGACGAGGGAUUUCUUUCAUCUUUUGCUGUUUCCGAAAUAAUGACCACCCAGAAAUCACGUACAGGCUACGAAACAACAGCAACUUUGCGCUUCAGACCAUGGAACCAGCAUUGCCCAUGCCCCCUGUGGAGGAGCUGGAUGUCAUGUUCAGUGAACUUGUGGAUGAACUUGACCUCACAGACAAACACAGGGAAGCCAUGUUUGCACUUCCAGCAGAGAAAAAAUGGCAAAUAUACUGUAGCAAGAAAAAGGACCAAGAAGAAAACAAGGGAGCUACAAGUUGGCCUGAAUUCUACAUUGAUCAGCUUAAUUCCAUGGCUGCUAGAAAAUCUCUACUGGCUUUAGAGAAGGAAGAGGAAGAGGAGAGAAGUAAAACUAUAGAGAGUUUGAAGACGGCACUAAGGACAAAACCAAUGAGGUUUGUAACCAGAUUCAUUGACUUGGAUGGCCUGUCAUGUAUUCUCAACUUUCUAAAGACGAUGGACUACGAGACCUCAGAGUCUCGAAUACAUACCUCUCUCAUUGGAUGCAUAAAGGCGCUAAUGAACAACUCUCAAGGUCGGGCCCAUGUCCUGGCUCAUUCUGAGAGUAUUAAUGUAAUUGCUCAGAGUCUGAGCACAGAGAACAUUAAAACAAAGGUGGCUGUGCUGGAAAUCUUGGGCGCCGUGUGCCUGGUUCCCGGGGGCCACAAGAAGGUUCUGCAGGCCAUGCUGCACUACCAGAAAUACGCCAGUGAAAGGACCCGCUUUCAGACGUUAAUGAAUGACUUGGAUAAAAGCACUGGGCGGUAUCGAGAUGAAGUGAGUCUCAAGACUGCCAUCAUGUCUUUCAUUAAUGCAGUGCUAAGUCAAGGCGCAGGAGUGGAAAGUCUGGACUUUAGACUUCAUCUUCGUUAUGAAUUUCUGAUGUUAGGAAUUCAACCUAUAAUAGAUAAAUUAAGAGAACAUGAAAAUUCUACGUUAGAUAGGCAUUUAGACUUUUUUGAAAUGCUCCGGAAUGAAGAUGAACUAGAAUUUGCCAAAAGAUUUGAACUGGUUCACAUAGACACAAAAAGUGCAACUCAGAUGUUUGAGCUGACCAGGAAGAGGCUGACUCACAGUGAAGCCUACCCUCACUUCAUGUCCAUACUGCACCACUGCCUGCAAAUGCCUUAUAAAAGAAGUGGCAACACUGUUCAGUACUGGCUACUACUAGAUAGAAUUAUACAGCAAAUAGUUAUCCAGAAUGACAAAGGACAAGACCCUGACUCUACACCUUUGGAAAACUUUAACAUUAAGAAUGUUGUACGAAUGUUGGUUAAUGAAAAUGAAGUUAAGCAGUGGAAAGAGCAAGCAGAAAAAAUGAGAAAAGAACACAAUGAAUUACAACAGAAAUUGGAAAAGAAAGAGCGGGAAUGUGAUGCCAAAGCCCAAGAGAAGGAGGAGAUGAUGCAGACCUUGAACAAAAUGAAAGAGAAACUUGAAAAGGAGACGACUGAGCACAAGCAAGUCAAGCAGCAGGUGGUGGACCUCACGGCACAGCUCCACGAGCUCAGCAGGAGGGCCGUGUGUGCUUCAGUCCCAGGUGGAACCUCACCUGGAGCCCCAGGGGGCCCCUUUCCUUCAACAGUGCCAGGGGCUAUCCUUCCUCCCCCACCUCCCCCACCUCUACCAGGUGGAAUGCCUCUUCCUCCACCACCUCCCCUCCCUCCAGGUGGCCCUCCACCUCCUCCAGGGCCCCCUCCCCUAGGGGGCAUCAUGCCACCUCCUGGGGCUCCACUGGGUCUGGCACUUAAGAAGAAAAACAUUCCUCAGCCCACAAAUGCCCUGAAAUCCUUCAACUGGUCUAAGCUACCUGAGAACAAACUGGAAGGAACAGUAUGGACCGAAAUUGAUGAUACAAAAGUCUUUAAAGUUCUAGAUCUGGAAGACCUGGAAAGAACUUUCUCUGCCUACCAAAGACAGCAGAAAGAAGCAGAUGCCAUUGAUGACACACUGAGUUCCAAAUUUAAAGUCAAAGAGCUUUCAGUGAUUGAUGGUCGGAGAGCUCAGAAUUGCAACAUCCUUCUAUCAAGGUUAAAAUUAUCCAAUGAUGAAAUCAAACGGGCAAUUUUAACGAUGGACGAGCAGGAGGAUCUGCCCAAAGACAUGUUGGAGCAGCUCUUGAAAUUUGUUCCUGAAAAAGGUGACAUUGACCUGUUGGAGGAGCAUAAACAUGAACUGGAUCGAAUGGCCAAAGCUGAUAGAUUCCUUUUUGAGAUGAGCCGAAUCAACCAUUAUCAGCAAAGGUUGCAGUCACUGUACUUCAAAAAGAAGUUUGCAGAACGUGUGGCAGAAGUUAAACCUAAAGUGGAAGCAAUUCGUUCUGGCUCAGAAGAGGUGUUUAAGAGCAGUGCCCUGAGGCAGUUGCUAGAAGUGGUUUUGGCGUUUGGGAAUUAUAUGAAUAAAGGCCAAAGAGGCAAUGCAUAUGGAUUCAAGAUAUCUAGCCUAAAUAAGAUUGCUGACACAAAAUCCAGUAUUGACAAGAACAUUACCCUUUUGCACUAUCUCAUAACUAUUGUGGAAAAGAAGUACCCCAAGGUUCUCAAUCUAAAUGAAGAAUUGCGGGAUAUUCCUGAAGCAGCAAAAGUAAACAUGACUGAGCUGGACAAAGAAAUAAGUACCUUGAGAAGUGGCUUGAAGGCAGUAGAGACAGAGCUGGAAUAUCAGAAAUCUCAGCCCCCACAGCCUGGAGACAAGUUUGUGUCUGUUGUCAGCCAGUUCAUCACAGUAGCCAGCUUCAGCUUCUCUGACGUUGAAGAUCUUCUAGCAGAAGCUAAGGAUCUGUUUACUAAAGCAGUGAAGCACUUUGGGGAAGAGGCUGGCAAAAUACAGCCGGAUGAGUUCUUUGGCAUUUUCGAUCAGUUUCUUCAAGCUGUGUCAGAAGCCAAACAAGAGAAUGAAAACAUGAGAAAGAAGAAGGAGGAGGAAGAGCGCCGAGCUCGCAUGGAAGCCCAGCUCAAAGAACAACGUGAACGGGAACGUAAAAUGAGAAAAGCAAAAGAAAAUAGUGAAGAAGGUGGAGAGUUUGAUGACCUGGUUUCAGCUUUGCGCUCAGGAGAAGUCUUUGACAAAGACCUUUCUAAACUGAAACGGAAUCGCAAACGCAUAACCAACCAAAUGACGGACAGCAGCCGGGAGAGACCAGUCACAAAACUUAAUUUCUAAUUUUCCUUGAACACUUUUUUAGAUCAUUAGCAACCCUUUGAAGUGACUAGAAUGUUUCAUUACACUGCCUUGCAGUCCAAACAGUGGCAAUUCCUUCUUCCAUCUGUGAGUGAGUAUGUGUAUGUGUGUGUGUAUGUGUAUGUGUGUGUGUAUAAUGUAUAUAGAAGUCUGAAUGUUGUCUGGAGACUGAUAUGUAUGGUUAAAAAAAAAAACUAUGUUCAUGUAUGUGCUCAGAAACCCUUCGUAUACAUUCGUAUUGAGUGUGACUCAUUUUCUUUCCCUGAACACCAUGACUGUUCAGAAGCACAACACUAUCUCCUGAAAGAGAUGACAGAGACAUUCCCUAGAGAAAAUGAAAAACAAAAGCAAAAAAAAAGAAGGCUUGUGAAAUAUUUUACAGUUUCCAAGCUUAGUAUUCUUUGAAAUUAUUUUCAUUGGUCAAAAUGGUUUUGGAAGAAUAUAGAUUUGCAAUGGUUUGUGAUCGUUGACAAGGUGAUGUUGGUCCAUCACAUCAGUAAGUGCUAGGACUAGCUAAGAAUUUCUGACAUUGGUGUGAGGUACAGUCUGUAAAUGUUUAUUUAGAACAUCUUGCACACAAUCUGAAUUAUGAAGAAAGUCAGGAUAUAUAUUUAAAACUUGAACAUCAAUUUCUUUUUUUCCUUUCCCUAAUCGCAUUGAGUUCUCUGCCAAGUGCUCUUGAUUUUUUUAAAUUGCUUUUGGAAAAAACAUUAUUUAUCUAAAUGCAAUCCAUGCUCCUGUUAAAGAACAAGAUUGCUAGAAAGUACUUGUUCUAACAAUAUAGAUAAAAACAACUUUAAAAAUAAAAUUUCCCACCCAAAACUUAAAAGGAGGAAUUCUCUGAAGAGAUUAAGAUUA